AUGAGCUUGGAGGAGAAGGAGGGUGGUGUCCCGAGAAGCGAGAGACUAAUGGAUGCUUUUCGAACGACAAUGGAUGAUUGUGGGAUGAAAGACUUGGGGUUUAUGGGGAGUAUUUUCAUGUGGAAGAGGGGAACAUCGAUACGGACUUUUAAAAGGGAGAGGCUAGAUAGAUUCAUGGCGGACAAUGAAUGGUGUAAUUCCUUCUCGUACUAUAAUGUGAGGCACUACCCUAUCUAUCGAUCCGAUCAUGCCCCCAUCCUUUUGAUUGCAAGUAACUAUUAUGAACUUGGAGACUAUGAUAUGCUCUUUAAAUUUGAGGCUAUGUGGCUAUCAUCUGAGGAGUGUGGGAAGGUUGUGGAGGAGGCUUGGGCGGGCUGUGUUGGACAGCAAACUACUCAACUAGGGAUGGCAAUGGGUAGGGUCUGGCUUGAUGACCUUCACCGCUUGGAAGAAUCUUAUUGGCACGCACGAGCUAGAGCUAAUGAAAUGAAGGAUGGUGAUAAGAACACCUCAUACUUUCACAGGAAAGCUAGCAACAAGAAGCAUGUAAAUGGUAUUAAAGGACUCUUUGAUGAAGCUGGCGUAUGGAAGGUGGGGAAGGGUGACCUGGAGGGAAUUGUUACUGACUACUUUCAAAAUCUCUUUACAACGGAAAAUGCAAGUGGUUUUUUGCAAGCUCUCGAGGGAAUUGAAAGGGUAGUGUUGACUGAAAUGAAUACAGAGUAA
This is a messenger RNA of Spinacia oleracea (spinach), 726 nucleotides long. RefSeq lists its product as uncharacterized. The record is from RefSeq and is a predicted model, not a curated record. The transcript has 2 exons. Bases 1 to 726 code for a protein of 241 amino acids. NCBI's taxonomy places the organism in Eukaryota, Viridiplantae, Streptophyta, Magnoliopsida, Caryophyllales, Amaranthaceae.